Messenger RNA from Onychomys torridus (southern grasshopper mouse), 2088 nucleotides. RefSeq names its product MAX network transcriptional repressor (gene Mnt). The record is from RefSeq and is a predicted model, not a curated record. Lineage: Eukaryota; Metazoa; Chordata; Mammalia; Rodentia; Cricetidae. Gene Ontology annotation, biological process: regulation of transcription by RNA polymerase II. The transcript is spliced from 6 exons. Gene Ontology annotation, molecular function: protein dimerization activity; RNA polymerase II cis-regulatory region sequence-specific DNA binding; DNA-binding transcription factor activity, RNA polymerase II-specific. The coding region runs from base 232 to 2016 and encodes 594 amino acids.
UUCUGCAUCAAAAUUGUUUUAAUUUGCAAAUUCCUAUUUUGCAAAUAUUUUGGAAGACAUUGAUUUUUCUCCCCGUGCUCCCCCGUUCUUUUCUGAGGAGUGCGCUGCGCCGCCCAGCCCUGUCGCCCCCCGGAGGUGAUCCCUCCCUCCUGCCGGCCCGCCAGCCUGACCUGUGCUCGGCUCGCGGGCCGCAGCCUCGGCCCCGGCGCGCCCCCGGCAGCUCUCGGCGCGAUGAGCAUAGAGACGCUACUGGAGGCGGCCCGCUUCCUGGAAUGGCAAGCGCAGCAACAACAGAGAGCACGUGAGGAACAGGAGCAGAAGAGGGCAAGUAGCCUGGCCAGGUUGGCCCAUGCGCUGCCUGUGGAGGAACCCCGCAUCGAGGCCCCACCGCUGCCCUUGUCGCCACCCGCGCCGCCGCCCGCACCGCCACCGCCGCCGCCGCCGCCGCCGCUUCCCGCCCCUGCUCCGCUGACCGUCAUCCCUAUUCCUGUAGUGACCAACUCCCCACAGUCUCUACCCCCGCCUCCACCUCUACCCCCAGCAGCCCAGCCCCUACCCCUGGCACCUCGUCAGCCAGCCCUGGUCAGCACCCCUGGACUCAGCAUUAAGGAGCCAGUCCCCCUGCCCACCAGACCACAGGUGCCCCCCCCUGCUCCCCUACUGCCUGACCCGAAGACCACAGUUGCACCGACUGGCAGCCCCAAGCCUUUGCAACCCCUCCCUACGCCCAUCCUGACCAUCGCGCCACACCCUGGAGUCCAGCCUCAGCUGGCUCCCCAGCAGCCACCCCCGCCCACGCUUGGGACCCUGAAGUUGGCACCAGCUGAAGAAGCCAAAUCCAGUGAACAAAAGAAGAGGUCUGGGGGGAUCGGAACCAGAGAAGUCCACAACAAAUUGGAGAAAAACAGGAGGGCCCAUCUGAAGGAAUGUUUUGAGACCCUGAAGCGCAACAUCCCCAACGUGGAUGACAAGAAGACGUCGAAUCUGAGCGUGCUGCGGACGGCGCUGCGGUACAUCCAGUCCCUGAAGAGGAAGGAGAAGGAGUACGAGCAUGAGAUGGAGCGGCUGGCACGGGAGAAGAUUGCCACGCAGCAGCGCCUGGCAGAGCUCAAGCAUGAGCUGAGCCAGUGGAUGGAUGUACUGGAGAUUGACCGUGUGCUCCGGCAGACAGGCCAGCCUGAGGAUGACCAAGCCUCCACCUCCACAGCCUCUGAGGGCGAGGACAACAUAGACGAGGAUAUGGAGGAAGACCGGGCAGGCCCACCUAAGCUGAACCAUCGUCCCCAGCUGGAGCUGCUGAAAUCCACCCUGCCAACCCCCAGCACCGCCUCUGCACCUCUGCCUACUCCCCCGCACCCUCAUCCCCACCAAGUGGCCCUGUCUCCUGCCCAUCUCCCUGUGCAGCAGCAGCAGCAGCAGCAGCAGCAGCAGCCGCCGCAGCCGCAGCAGCCGCCGCCACAGCAAAAAACCCCUCUGCCAGCCCCUCCUCCCCCACCAGCCACCCCGACCCAGACGCUAGUGCCAGCUCCAGCCCAUCUUGUGGCCACGGCUGGAGGUGGCUCCACAGUUAUCGCCCAUACAGCCACCACCCACGCCUCAGUCAUCCAGACUGUGAACCACGUUCUGCAGGGCCCUGGGGGCAAGCACAUCGCCCACAUUGCCCCCUCCGCCCCCAGCCCUGCUGUGCAGCUGGCACCUGCCACACCUCCCAUUGGCCACAUCACAGUGCACCCUGCCACCCUCAACCAUGUGGCCCACCUCGGCUCCCAGCUGCCCUUGUACCCACAGCCUGUGGCGGUGAGCCAGCCUGUGGCAGUAAGCCACAUCGCCCACACCCUUUCGCACCAGCAAGUGAAUGGCACAGCCGGGCUGGGGCCUCCGGCCACUGUCAUGGCAAAGCCAGCCGUGGGGGCCCAGGUGGUACACCACCCCCAGCUGGUGGGCCAGACAGUGCUCAACCCUGUGACUAUGGUCACUAUGCCCUCCUUUCCUGUCAGCACACUCAAGCUGGCUUGAGGAUGAGGCCACUUAGGCCCCCAGUGGGGGCAGGGAAGGGGGACCUGACUGCCCCUCUCCCACCCACCAGCU